ACACACAAAACAUUUAAGCAAAACAAUUGCAAAAUUCCCUUUGGCUAAGGAUUUGCGGCGGUCAUACACGGCUUUUAGCUUGGCUGGCAGCCACAAAAUUCAACGAAAUUCCAUUUUGGCAACCCGAGAACAAAAAUCAAUCAACAACGCGCACAACGCGUACAACAUUUCAACAAUCAAGAAUCAUUUACAUUAGUCGCUCUGGCGCCGUUCGAACCGUAUUUAUCCUGAAAAUUCAGCAGCAACAAAAAGGAUACGCCGGAUAGGAAUACGGCCCCGGCCGAUAUAGAUCUUAACACAACGGAGGUACAACUGCCGUCAACAUGGAUCCGCAGCAGCAGUUCUGCCUCAAAUGGAACAGUUAUUCCUCCAAUUUGGCAAUAACGUUCUCAAAUCUCUUCAAAUCGGAUCUACUGGCCGAUGUUACACUAUCCUGCGAUGGCGCAGUAUUCAAAGCACACAAACUUAUAUUGGCGGCCUGCUCAAAGAAGUUCGCCGAUUUGUUUGAGAACACGCCCACCAAUGGUCAGUGCGUCAUCAUACUGGAGGCCACAACGCCCGAUAAUAUGGCCGCUCUCCUGGAGUUCAUGUACAAGGGCGAGGUGCAUGUGUCCCAAGAGGCACUCAACAGUUUCCUCAAGUCUGCCGAGAGCCUGCAGGUCAAGGGACUGUCCACAGAGACCGGUCGUCUGGCCGCACAGCAGGCUCAACAGCAACACAUGGGCGACAGCUCGCCGCUAGAUUCGCCCACAGGGCGACGUAGUAUGCGCAACAGCCUCAGUGGUAGCAGCAUUAUGCCGGGCGGAGGAGCAGGCAUCGGGCUGGGAAGUGGUUCCGGGGUAAACUCCAUUCCCGGGAGCCUCGGCAAUGGUAACGGUCUGAGUCUGGCAGGUGCCCUUAGUGGCAUGGCCGCCGGUGGAAUGGCAGCUGCCGCCAGUGUGGCGGCCAGCGGAUUGAGUGCCUUGGCGGCCAGUGCGAAUGCACUGGAUCGCUGUGGCAGUGCCGGUGGCAACAUUAUCGGGGGCACAGCAGCGGGCCAUGGACCGUUGAGUGCUGGAUCCGGAGCUGGCGGAGCCGGUGGCAAUGGAGUGGGUGGCAACAAUGGACCCAUUAGCCUGGGCAGCGGUGCUGGCGCCGCUCUACAUCUGGGCGGGUCGACUGGCAGCUUGAAGCAGGAGUGCGACUCGAUGAUGCAUCCGGGCAGUAGCUCAUCCUCCACUAUGGGGUACACCCAUGUGCCGCCCAUGUACAGACCCAUCUCCUAUGAGCCGCUGCGCAAGCGUGCCCUCCGCAGUCCGUAUGCCGAGCAGGAGCUGCGUGGCUCUGUGCUGCGCGACGGCUCCAAGAACUCGUCCUCCGAGUGCCCAAGUCCCAUCAACAAGCCACCCUAUCAUCGUCCAUCGUCCAGUGCCUCAUCGACGGCACCCACCGAAGCGGAUACCAUGCACUCGGAAAGAGCCUCGCCACAGUCCAGUCGCUAUGAGAACCACAGUCCCAGCACCACAGCUGGCAACGGCAAUGCCAACAGUGGGCUGGAUCGCAUUGUCAAAUCAGAGCGUAACAAUGGUAGUGCCAAUGAGGCAAACGAUGAUGACCGCGAGCUCAUGGAUGAGUCAACAGAUAAUGGAGCCGAAGAUCUACGAGUGAAGCUGGAGAACUCAAAUUACUCCCCACCACCGCCGCCGAACUCUAACACUUCAUCGACAACCCCGAACGCACUGCUGGAGAACCUGAAGAAUGCGGAUGGAACGCUGUCUGGCAAUCUGGCCGCAUCGAUAGCGCCGGCCGACAUGUUGAACGUCUGGAAUGCCACCAAGAUGAAUAACAAGAACAGUGUGAACACAGCGGACGGCAAGAAGCUGAAGUGUCUGUACUGCGACCGCCUUUACGGGUACGAGACGAACCUGCGCGCCCACAUCCGUCAGCGUCAUCAGGGCAUUCGGGUACCCUGUCCGUUCUGCGAACGGACCUUCACCAGAAACAACACGGUGCGGCGGCACAUCGCCCGUGAGCACAAGCAGGAGAUCGGACUGGCGGCUGGGGCAACCAUUGCCCCUGCCCAUGUGGCAGCCGCGGCGGCUGCAGCGGCGGCCGCCAAUCAUUCACCAUAGGAAGCGGCCGCAACAGCAGCGGCAGCAGUAGUCAUGAGCGCCCAUAAGGAGGCGGCGAAGCAGCGUAAACGUAAAUCACUCAAGAUGGCACUCGAGAAGUGCAUGCAGCGGCGGGAUGCGAUGGCCGCAGUACCGGAGGCGGUAGGAGGGGGCAAGGAGGCGGCGGCUUCAGAGAUGGAGGCGCCAUCGCAGGCGUCGGGGGCACACACAAUACACACGAGCGGUUCAGCGGGCACUGAGCCGUUCAGCUACGAGCAGCAGCAACAGAAGAUGCACCACGAGCUGGCUCAGCAGAUCAAGGCGGCGAUGGCCGUCGAACAGGCCCAGCGGGCCGAGGCCGAGGCCGAAGCAGAGGCCAUGGACACCACGAUGAACACAACGGUUAAUACCACCCUCACAACCACAACCACCAACACCAGCCACACCACAACGGGCACCAGCGACGGUGGCAGCGGCAGCGAUGCCGAAGCCGAGGCCAGCGAUGGUAGCCUCGAGCGGAUGCGGACUCAGACGAACAUGGAGGUGGACAUGGAGUCCGUGCCAGAGCCACAGCCCGGCUCCGAGCUCGUCGUAGUGGAGCCGAAAAUAGAGCCCCUGUCGGACACUGAGGAUGAGGACGAACACGAUCAUCAUCUGCACAUGUCCGAGCCAGAGCCGGAGCCUGAGCCGGAGAUCUACAAUCGAAUGCCACACACGCCCACCAACCCCCCCCACACUAUACCGCCCAACGAUACGCCUACAUUGACCUCCACGCCCAAGGUCAAUGUAGAGCAGUAAGAAGGAGAGAAGCCCCCCAAAGAAGCUGCAUAGAUUUAGGUUAAGAAUUGAUACCGAUAAACGGAUGAAGGAUAAAGGAGAAGGAGAGGAGAGUGAUUUACAAAUGAUUUACGCGCGCGCUAAGAAGAUGAAAAAGAAACAGAUGACUACUGUUGCAACUGCUGUUGCCCUCGGAGACCACCAACCAAGCAACCUGGAGGCCCUGGCACCAGAGGCCCAGGGAA
This is a messenger RNA of Drosophila persimilis, 3112 nucleotides long. It is a transcript of the gene chinmo, whose product is annotated as zinc finger protein chinmo. Gene Ontology annotation, biological process: regulation of transcription by RNA polymerase II. NCBI's taxonomy places the organism in Eukaryota, Metazoa, Arthropoda, Insecta, Diptera, Drosophilidae. Gene Ontology annotation, cellular component: nucleus. The transcript is spliced from 5 exons. Gene Ontology annotation, molecular function: protein binding. The record is from RefSeq and is a predicted model, not a curated record.